This is a messenger RNA of Actinia tenebrosa (Australian red waratah sea anemone), 3039 nucleotides long. Its product is annotated as GTP-binding protein 2. Gene Ontology annotation, molecular function: translation elongation factor activity; GTP binding; GTPase activity. The record is from RefSeq and is a predicted model, not a curated record. Gene Ontology annotation, biological process: translational elongation. NCBI's taxonomy places the organism in Eukaryota, Metazoa, Cnidaria, Anthozoa, Actiniaria, Actiniidae.
GGGAUUCCUUCUGAUGUAACACCGUGGACAAGUGGUGACAAUCAAAAUGGCGGUCUAAGCAAGAAUGACAACAAAAACAUCCAAAUCCCUCGACCUAGCUCACAAGAUACUCACCCGAUCUCUAUGAAUAACGAAGUACAACCAUCCUUCAAACUACCAUCUAACCAAGAGAUAUGAAACAUGGAGACAUUCGUUGGAUUGUUCGGGAAUUCGACUAGAAAUGGCUCCACAGAUGAGUCGAGCAGCUUAGAGCCGAUGCCACAGAGCCUUCCACCUGAGGUCGAAGAGGGGAACGUUGAGUACAAGUUGAAGCUGGUAAACCCAUCGGAUAGCAGAUUGAUUCAUCUUACCACACAAAUGAAAUGGAGGCUACAAGAAGGGCAAGGAGAGGCGAUUUACGAGAUCGGUGUGGAAGACAAUGGUCUGGUCAUUGGGUUACCUGAGAAAGAACUUCAAUCUUCAUUAAAGACCUUGGAACUUAUGGCGUCAAAACUUGGGGCAUCAACAAGUAUAUUACGCCAUCAGUAUGUUGACAUUGUUGAUGACUGUCCAUCCAGACAAGUAGCAGAGGUGUUAGUGAGACAAGUUCCAGAUGACCAACAGUUUAUCGAUAUUCGAAUGGCAGUCCUUGGUAAUGUCGACACAGGCAAGAGCACUCUGCUAGGUGUCUUGACACAUGAUGAGCUGGACAAUGGUCAUGGCCGUGCCAGACUCAACCUGUUUAGACACUUGCAUGAGAUUCAAUCUGGAAGGACGUCGAGUAUCAGCCAUGAGAUUUUAGGGUUCAACAGCAAGGGAGAGGUCAUCAACUACAGCGAUUCCAGGUCAGCAGAAGACAUUUGUGAGCAGUCAAGCAAGUUGAUAACCUUUAUAGAUCUUGCUGGCCAUCACAAGUACAUGAAAACAACCAUCUUUGGUCUGACUGGCUACACACCAGACUUCGCCAUGCUUGUUAUUGCUGGAAAUUCAGGCAUUGUUGGUACAACUAGGGAGCACUUGGGAUUGGCCAUGGCUCUGCAUGUCCCAACAUUUGUAGUAAUCUCCAAGAUGGAUAUCUGUACACCGGCUAUGGUUCAAAGAACUGUCAGCAUUGUGGAAAGAAUCCUUAAAUCACCUGGUUGUAACAAGGUCCCAUUGAGAGUACAGGGUGAAGAUGACGCUGUUGUUGCUGCACAGAACUUUGCUUCACACCAAAUUACACCAAUAUUCACAGUCUCUUGUGUCACGGGAGAAAAUCUAGAUCUACUAAAAAAAUUUCUUAACAUGUUACAACCGACUAAAACGAGUGCCGAUCAAGAAAGACUUGCUCAAGCCUUAACUCAAUACGAGAUUGAUGAGACUUUCAAUGUUCCUGGUACAGGGCCUGUCGUGUUGGGAACUUUAAAAAGUGGAAUCAUUCGUGAGGGAGAUAAGCUUGUGAUUGGUCCGCUCUGCUCAGGGGAAUUUGAAACUGUGCAAGUUGCGUCACUCAAGAGGAACAGAGCGUCUUGUCGGGUGGUACGAGCUGGCCAAUCAGCUUCCGUGGCGUUGAAGGGUAUUGAAAGACACAUGCUUCGUAGGGGAAUGGUAAUGGCCGACCCCAAAGUCAAUCCUCGCGCAUGUGUAAUCUUCUGGGCAGAAGUCUACUUACUGUUUCACCACGCUGCAAUAAAAAAGAGAUUCCAGGCUACAGUAUAUGUUGGAAACGUCAUUCAAAAUGCCAUAAUUAUAGACAUGAAUAAGGAAAAUCUGCGUACAGGACAACGUGCUAAAGUUAAAUUCGAGUUCGUCAAACAGCCAGAGUUCAUUCGAGAAGGUGCUCGUCUGCUUUUCCGAGAAGGACAUGCCAAAGGAAUAGGCCAGGUUGUGUCUGUUGUGUAUCAUAAUCCGGAGAGGAUUGAGAGAUAAUUGCAAUGAAGUACACGCGUAACGAGAACGAACGAGAUGCUAAUGGAUGGAUGGAUGGAUGGUAAAAGGAAUGUUUUAAAAGGGCUGUUUUUUUAGAAAACCUUUAAAAAUGCCCUUGAAAAGAAAGGUUUGACUUUAUUAGCACUGUUUUGCCUAAAGAAAAAGAUAUUUGGAAAAUAAUUUCAAAGCUUCGAUUUAGCAUACAUUGCGCAUGCGUCAAACGAAGGAACGGAAUCAGAGCUCCUCGGCGAGAAUGGAAAGGGAUUUUGAAUUGAGUGCUAAGACUGGUCAUAUGUAAAACACUUCGGAUAUGAAAGGAAGAAAGAAUAAUGAAGGGGAGAAAUUCAGUUCCUAUAGUUUUCUUUGCACUAGAUAUCGUUUUUUUUUUAAAUUCAAUGGCCGAGUGUUGGUCUGGGUAAUACUGUACCUGGCCUGGUGUGCGCGUCGUCGUAGGCACAGGAAGCCCAAGCUAGAAAAGCUUCUCAGUCUUUCGUAAGGGCGGGGCUUGCCUUUUACCACAGGUUUCCCAACCAUGUUGGUCAAGUGGUAAAGCCUUACAGUAGGUGAACCAAAUGCGUUAAAAUGGUUUACUUAAAUAAUUCAAUUUUAUACAUGUGUUUAGGGGGAAAGGUUGGCUUGUUUAUUUACAAGUUUAAUAUUAAAAAUAAUUUUUAGUUAUGUCUUAAAACGAAAUGCAAUUUUUGGCCGCAUUUUUAGAAUAACUGGUUCCAACUUGGUUAUUGUUUGUGUAAAUUAUUGAUUUUAACUAUAGUUUACUCCGGUUUAAAGGUAUUUAGCAAGUAAUUAAUGUAUGUUUGAAUUCCAGGUAAAAAGAUAUUAAAUAAUAUAUUUUUUACGAUCACAGAAAGAUAGUUCACCAAUUCAUAAUUAUAAAUAAAUAUUUUCGCUGCUUUCCUUGGUCUUUAAGGUUUAGUGUAGUUUAAUCACAAAGUAAAACUGCUUGCAAUGUUCUUGUCAUCCAUAGGCUUUUGUCAUUUAUUUUAAUUGUAAAAAGUUAUUUAUGAAAAUAGUUAAAAUAUCUUGUUGAAAUGCUAGUCAUAUUCAUAGUUUAGUGUUGAAGUUUUACGCCUUUGACUCAUUACUGUAAUAAGCGCAAAGUAUUCUGCUGACAAUAAAGCUUGCUGGUUUUAA